This is a messenger RNA of Phlebotomus argentipes, 7780 nucleotides long. Its product is annotated as microtubule-associated protein futsch-like. The transcript has 12 exons. Lineage: Eukaryota; Metazoa; Arthropoda; Insecta; Diptera; Psychodidae. Gene Ontology annotation, molecular function: protein binding. Gene Ontology annotation, biological process: signal transduction. The annotation marks the transcript as partial. The record is from RefSeq and is a predicted model, not a curated record.
AUGGAUUUACUGAAAGUGACACACAGUAUUUUUUCGAGAAAUUUCAAAGUUGAGAAGAAAGCACAACCCAUCGAUCCUGAUCUAACGGCGAAAUUACUGGGCCGCGGCGUGGCCACGAGCCCAAUAGUCACGGUGGAGCCGCGCCGGCGGAAGUUCCACAAGGCGAUAACGCUGAGCAUGCCCGCUCCGAAGGCGCACAGCCAAGGCAUGAUUAACCAAUACUCCGGAAGCGCGCCCACGCUGCGACUGCUCUGCUCCAUCACAGGUGGACCAUCGCGAGCUCAGUGGGAGGACGUCACCGGAUCGACGCCGCUCACGUUCGUCAACGACUGCGUGUCCUUCACCACGACUGUGUCCGCGCGCUUCUGGCUCAUGGAUUGCCGCAACAUAGCUGACGCCACAAAAAUGGCCACAGAGCUCUACAGAGAGGCGAUUCACGUGCCCUUCAUGGCCAAGUUCGUGGUGUUCGCGAAGCGAGUGGAUCCACUGGAAGCGCGCCUGCGGGUGUUCUGCAUGACGGACGACAAGGAGGACAAGACGCUGGAGCACCAGGAGUACUUCACGGAGGUGGCGAAGAGCAGGGACGUGGAGGUGCUGGAGGGCAAGGCGCAGUACAUUGAGAUGGCGGGUAAUCUGGUGCCGGUGACGAAGAGUGGCGAGCAGCUGCAGUUGCCCUUCAAAGCCUUCCGUGAGAAUCGCCUGCCGUUCUCGGUGCGCGUGAAAGAUCAGCACGCUGAUACGGUGGGUCGAGCGCUGUUCAUGCGCGAGCCGAAGGUGGCCAAGGGCGAGCCUCCGCAGCAGCCCAUCUGCAUCCUCAACAUCGUGCUGCCCGAGGACAUCAUGCCGGACUUCGUGACGUCGCAGGAGGACGGCAUCGACUCGAGCGAGGUGUACAAGCGCCUGAUGCCGGACGGCGGCACGUACUUGGGCGACUUGCGCGUGGUGGACAUGUCGAACCUCCUGGGCGAGGAUUGGUUGAAACUGGCGCCGGAGAUUGGUGUGUCCGAAGUGGAGGUGGAGGAGAUUGUGGAGCAGCAUCCCAACAGCACGGCUCAGCAGGCGCAGGCCAUGCUGAGACUGUACUUGAUGCGGAGGAAUAAUGAUCGGAACAUCCUGGAGAAUGGCCUGAAGGCUAUUCAGCGCGAUGAUAUCGUGAAGCGGUGCAUGAGGAGCAAUUAUAUUGAGGCGAAUAGGCAAGAUCACGUCUCGCGGCGGCACAUAAGUCUCGAUGGGAGUCCGUAUGAGGAGUCGGAUCUCAUGAAGGACUCGGAAUCCAUUGAGGAACUGGUGCAAACUGAAGAUAAUCGCUUGAAGCAGCUCCACGAGCGGGAGGAAAUGAAGUAUUCCGCCGAGGAGAAGAUUAUUGAGGACGAGGAGUCCGAGGAGGACGAGGUGGUGAAGCGGUCUGUGGCCGAGAGGCGGCAACAGAUUGAGAAGCGGCUCUCGGUGGAGCGCCAAAUCCCGGCGUCGACGCAGAAGAAGGAGAUCGUGGAGGAGAUCACGACAAUAAAGCGGCACAGCUUGAUCGAGGACAAGAAGGCGCGCCACGAGGAGGAGAUCCUGGCCCAGACGCCAGUUGAGAAUGUCAUAAAGCCCGUGGCGCUGCCAGAGCCCGUGCUGAAGCUGAAGAGUGGCAAUCUGAAGGAGGGCAGUGACUUGGACAAGACGGAGUUCGAUAGGGAGCUCAAGGAUAAGUUCAAGAGCACAGGGAAGAGUGUCGAGGAAGACUUUGAGGAGUUGGUAGACAGCAAGAUCCACAUUGAUAGCAAGGUGACGGAGAAAACAGUCACCGACAGGGAUGGUGAUGUGAUCACGACGUGCAUCACGACCACUAAGACAACCACGAUCGUGGAUGAGGAGCCUCAGAUUGUCACAUUCACUGCCACGGACAGCCUGCAAGACAAGCUGCGGCGCGAGGAGCUGGAGAAGGAGGCCAGUGUCCCCCGGAAGACCACCUUUGUCGAGCCUCAGCUCGCCGAAAAAAUCGAGACGUCGUCACGCUUUGUCGAUGACCUCAUUGGCGAUGCCGCGGAAACGGUGGAUGCGAUUAAGCGUCGCGAUCACGGCACGAAGAUCGUCACUGAGGAAGUUUGCAUAGAAAGAGCUGCAAAUGAUAUCACAUUGUCGCAAACGCCUCCACCAACGCCGGAGCUUCAAUUCCAGCGUGAUCCUCUCGAGGAUCGCCGUGGGAUUCAAUUCCAAGAUGAUACAACGACCUCAUCUGUGCAAGAUGACGCGUCGGUGGACACUGAAAUGUUCCGCGAGGAUCACUUUGGCAGUCUCGACCCCGUCACGAAGCGCAAGGCCGUUUACUGGGCCUCCGCUGAGGACUUCGACGCACUCAGCAUGCAAUCAUCCGAGGUGGAUGACAAGCGUGCCACCCCAUCAGACAUCACUGCACCCUCCUCGAGUGACAACCAGCGCAGGCGAUCGCAGCAGAAGGCGCAGUUUAACCUGCGCUUCGAGGAGACGGCCGGAGACUCUCAAACGACCAGCAUUGGCACGUCGCCCAUCACGAAUCUGGUGGAGUCUCCCGAGGCCCCGCGAUCCGGCCGCACGGAUUCGCCCUCGCUGAAGCUGGUCAUUGGCCGCAAGGAGCUGAAGACCAGCGACGCUUCUGCUAUCAGCGAGAGUCGCCUGACGCUGUACGGCACUCAAGACGUAGAGAUCUCCAUCAGCAGCCAGUCGAAGAUCAGCGUGACCACGACUCACAGCACCAGCACAAGCAGCAGUGCUGGAGAGCGCGACACGCCCAGGAAGCAGCGCAAGGAGAAGGUAUUCGAGUCCGAGGAAACGUUCGGACGCGAUGGCAAGAAGCGCGAGGAGUCGGUGGUGUUCUCUAACAAGAAGAGCAUUCACCUUUACGGGAGCUUCGACUCCAACAGCGAAUCGCCAGCCACUGAGCACAGCUACUCGCAUCACAUUACCGAUACCGGGAUCUCCCUCACGCGUGGCACCUUCACUGAGACCGCCACAAGUCCUGGCAUCCAGGCCACGUCAGAUAAUGCGAAUGAGAAGGGCCGCUUGGCCCUGAUCACAGACACCGCGCUGGAUGUGGAAGUGGAGGAGCUGGAGCUCACAGACGCUGGUCUCAGUCCAAUCCAGCCUGAUGACCAAGACCUGGUCAAUAUAGGCUUCCAGAUGGCCGCCGAGGAGGACAUUCACUUCUCGAACAUGGCCACAAGUCCAGUUGAGUUCGACGCCUCGAGUUCCGCUGUGGACACUUCCGAGGCGGGAACGCUCACGGACCAGGUCGUCCUCAAAGACGCCUCCUCGAGUCCACUCGACGCCAACACGAGCCUCAGACAAGAUUUGUCCAAGCUCAAGGAGGAAGAUAUCCUCAUGACACGUCGAGGUUCAGGCGACGUGAAGGCCAAAGUAAAGAUGCUCGAAGAGAGUGUCCUCAAAUCCUCCCUCUCUCAAUCGUCGUCCCCCAAAAAGAAAUCUGUGACCCUUCCCAAGGAGUCCAAAGAGCCUCCGCAGAAACCCGUAUCAUCAGACGAGAGGACCGACUCAAGCAAUGAGGACGAGUCCGCGGUGUCUGAAGAACCCAUUCCGCCAAUCCACGAAAUGAUCAUGCAAAUUGAGAAGAGAAUCGCUGACGAGUCCACAAGUCGUACGACUUCCGAUCCUAGAAGUCCCUUGAAGCGCUCCACUAGGAGCACUAAAGUCCCUCGGGAAAAGGUGUCCGAAGCCACAAUCCUCGGGGAUCUUGAGGAACAGAUUAUCAAGCCCUCAGACACAACUGAUGGAGAGCAAAAAGAAUCCGAACAAGACGAUCAACGUCGCAUUUCCAAACUCAUUUACGCUCUGGAGAAUAAGCAAAAAUUCGAUGAAAUUGACGCAGUAGCGCAAAAUCUUCAAGAGAUUCAUGAGCCUGUUUGCGAAGUGAAAUUGACAAAGAAGACGAUUUCCCAAUUGACUGACACUGACGAAGACGUGGACGAGAUAGAAAAACUUGAAGAUCCCACAAAGUCCGAUACUAAGAAACAUGUCUAUUUCUCCGAAUCUGUCCAAGACACGAAAGAGAAUAAAUCCGAACGGAAGUCCUCCAAAAUUGAUACUCACUCCACAUUUAAAACCAUUGAAUUCGCCUCUAACACACUUGCUGUGGUUGAUUUUCAAAAUAUUGUGACAAAGACGGAGUCUUGUGAGGCACGAGAUGAAAUGGAAAAAGUUCAUACUCUGGAGAAAGUUCAGACUAAAGUCACGGAAACAACUGAUCACACACCAGCGCAAAAAAUCUUUUCUCAAAUAGAGAAAUCAGAAAUUACAGAAAAGACCAAACAUACUGAGUCAGUUGCAAAUCAGCAGACAAUUAAAACCACAGCGACAACAGUCAAAGAGUUAACUUCAGAAACUGCCACUUUAGCUGGGGAUCUUACUGGCAAUCAGCCAGAAGGGACCGAAACACCUCUUCAAAGGCAAGCAGAAGUAGAAAAUCUAUGCACACAUGCGUACGAAGAAAAAAGAUCCGAAUUUAAAGAAGAUAUAUUUGAUAUCGACUUAACAAAAAUAACGGAAAAAACAACAGAACAAGAAGUUACAACAUACAAGGAUAUAAAACAAUCAGAUGAUAUUAAAACAACAAUGAUAAUACCGAAAGAAGAACAUGAUUUUGAAGAAAAAGCAUUAGAGAAAGAAACAGUUGACGAUAAACCUAAAUCCAGCGACGCAUCUCCCAAAAUUUCUUCGCUAGUUCAAACCACAAGCUCAAACGAAGCCCCUGACCUAGAGAAGACAGAGAUCGUUAAACAAGUUGAAAUUGUUGCGCAGAAGAUCCAAGAAGUCGCCAAGGAUGAGAUUCUUAAGGUCGAGCCAACUUCCAAGGAGCCCUCUCGGCCACAAUCAUCCGCCGAGCUGAAAGAAGAGGUCAAGAAAGUUGGCAAGGAGUCUCCGAAGGAAAUCUCCAGGCCAGAGUCCGUUGCCAGUUCGAAGGACGAAGCUCCGAAAGAGCCUGAGCCCAUUUCGGAACCGACAAAAGAAAUCUCCCGGCCAGAAUCCGUCGCCAGUGUCAAGGAGAGCCCGAAAGAAACCAAGCUGUCUCCUGAACUAGAGAAGAUUGUCACUGAGAAGACAGAGAUCGUUAAACAAGUUGAAAUUGUUGCGCAGAAGAUCCAAGAAGUCGCCAAGGAUGAGAUUCUUAAGGUCGAGCCAACUUCCAAGGAGCCCUCUCGGCCACAAUCAUCCGCCGAGCUGAAAGAAGAGGUCAAGGAAGUUGGCAAGGAGUCUCCGAAGGAAAUCUCCAGGCCAGAGUCCGUUGCCAGUUCGAAGGACGAAGCUCCGAAAGAGCCUGAGCCCAUUUCGGAACCGACAAAAGAAAUCUCCCGGCCAGAGUCCGUCGCCAGUUCGAAGGACGAAGCUCCGAAAGAGCCUGAGCCCAUUUCGGAACCGACAAAAGAAAUCUCCCGGCCAGAAUCCGUCGCCAGUGUCAAGGAGACCCCGAAAGAAUCCAAAUUGUCUCCUGAGCUGGAGAAGAUUAAGAUCCAAGAAGUCGCCAAGGAUGAGAUUCUUAAGGUCGAGCCAACUUCCAAGGAGCCCUCUCGGCCACAAUCAUCCGCCGAGCUGAAAGAAGAAGUCAAGGAAGUUGGCAAGGAGUCUCCGAAGGAAAUCUCCAGGCCAGAGUCCGUUGCCAGUUCGAAGGACGAAGCUCCGAAAGAGCCUGAGCCCAUUUCGGAACCGACAAAAGAAAUCUCCCGGCCAGAGUCCGUCGCCAGUUCGAAGGACGAAGCUCCGAAAGAGCCUGAGCCCAUUUCGGAACCGACAAAAGAAAUCUCCCGGCCAGAAUCCGUCGCCAGUGUCAAGGAGAGCCCGAAAGAAUCCAAAUUGUCUCCUGAGCUGGAGAAGAUUAAGAUCCAAGAAGUCGCCAAGGAUGAGAUUCUUAAGGUCGAGCCAACUUCCAAGGAGCCCUCUCGGCCACAAUCAUCCGCCGAGCUGAAAGAAGAGGUCAAGGAAGUUGGCAAGGAGUCUCCGAAGGAAAUCUCCAGGCCAGAGUCCGUUGCCAAGUCCGUCGCCAGUUCGAAGGACGAAGCUCCGAAAGAGCCUGAGCCCAUUUCGGAACCGACAAAAGAAAUCUCCCGGCCAGAAUCCGUCGCCAGUGUCAAGGAGAGCCCGAAAGAAUCCAAAUUGUCUCCUGAAUUAGAGAAGAUUGUCACUGAGAAGACAGAGAUCGUUAAACAAGUUGAAAUUGUUGAGCAGAAGAUCCAAGAAGUCGCCAAGGAUGAGAUUCUUAAGGUCGAGCCAACUUCCAAGGAGCCCUCUCGGCCACAAUCAUCCGCCGAGCUGAAAGAAGAGGUCAAGGAAGUUGGCAAGGAGUCUCCGAAGGAAAUCUCCAGGCCAGAGUCCGUUGCCAGUUCGAAGGACGAAGCUCCGAAAGAGCCUGAGCCCAUUUCGGAACCGACAAAAGAAAUCUCCCGGCCAGAGUCCGUCGCCAGUUCGAAGGACGAAGCUCCGAAAGAGCCUGAGCCCAUUUCGGAACCGACAAAAGAAAUCUCCCGGCCAGAAUCCGUCGCCAGUGUCAAGGAGACCCCGAAAGAAUCCAAAUUGAGCCCUCUCGGCACAAUCAUCCGCCGAGCUGAAAGAAGAGUCAAGGAAGUUGGCAAGGAGUCUCCGAAGGAAAUCUCCAGCAUCCGUUGCAUUCGAGAGAACUCAGGCGCCAUUUCGGAGCAAAGAAUCUCGGCCAGAGUCCGUGCCAGUUCGAAGGACGAAGCUCCGAAAGAGCCUGAGCCCAUUUCGGAACCGACAAAAGAAAUCUCCCGGCCAGAAUCCGUCGCCAGUGUCAAGGAGAGCCCGAAAGAAUCCAAAUUGUCUCCUGAGCUGGAGAAGAUUGUCACUGAGAAGACAGAGAUCGUUAAACAAGUUGAAAUUGUUGAGCAGAAGAUCCAAGAAGUCGCCAAGGAUGAGAUUCUUAAGGUCGAGCCAACUUCCAAGGAGCCCUCUCGGCCACAAUCAUCCGCCGAGCUGAAAGAAGAGGUCAAGGAAGUUGGCAAGGAGUCUCCGAAGGAAAUCUCCAGGCCAGAGUCCGUUGCCAGUUCGAAGGACGAAGCUCCGAAAGAGCCUGAGCCCAUUUCGGAACCGACAAAAGAAAUCUCCCGGCCAGAGUCCGUCGCCAGUUCGAAGGACGAAGCUCCGAAAGAGCCUGAGCCCAUUUCGGAACCGACAAAAGAAAUCUCCCGGCCAGAAUCCGUCGCCAGUGUCAAGGAGACCCCGAAAGAUCCAAUUAAGAUCCAAGAAGUCGCCAAGGAUGAGAUUCUUAAGGUCGAGCCAACUUCCAAGGAGCCCUCUCGGCCACAAUCAUCCGCCGAGCUGAAAGAAGAGGUCAAGGAAGUUGGCAAGGAGUCUCCGAAGGAAAUCUCCAGGCCAGAGUCCGUUGCCAGUUCGAAGGACGAAGCUCCGAAGAGCCUGAGCCCAUUUCGGACGACAAGAAUCUCCGCGAGUCCUGCCAGUUCGAAGGACGAAGCUCCGAAAGAGCCUGAGCCCAUUUCGGAACCGACAAAAGAAAUCUCCCGGCCAGAAUCCGUCGCCAGUGUCAAGGAGAGCCCGAAAGAAUCCAAAUUGUCUCCUGAAUUAGAGAAGAUUGUCACUGAGAAGACAGAGAUCGUUAAACAAGUUGAAAUUGUUGAGCAGAAGAUCCAAGAAGUCGCCAAGGAUGAGAUUCUUAAGGUCGAGCCAACUUCCAAGGAGCCCUCUCGGCCACAAUCAUCCGCCGAGCUGAAAGAAGAGGUCAAGGAAGUUGGCAAGGAGUCUCCGAAGGAAAUCUCCAGGCCAGAGUCCGUUGCCA